ACAGACAAGGACUGUGAUGAGCUGUUAAAGUGACAAUGUCAUUGAGUGAAUGUUAGUACACUAAAUUUACCGACGUAUAGAAUGGACGCGCCAGACAGCACGUGCGGGGUCAUUACACCAUUAAGAACAAUAAUCGAUGAAUCUUGAUUACCGCUGUUAUUUAGAAACAUAUUUAUUCCAUACACAAGAUGACGAUGCCUUGACCACUUUAGUUUUCGCCAACCAAUGGAGAGUGUUUAUUCAUUUUUAUUAGCACUGCACCUGGUAAAUAAGACCUGCAAGGCCCGCUGUUCCUUAUGAGGAGUAAAGAGCUGCAGUGUUCAGCGAUCUUUGGAUACUUCGCCACUUUUGAUAACUCUUUCGCCAGUCUCCAUGAUGUAUGGGUUGCUACUAGAGAGUAUACAACAUUACAUCAUAGAGAAAUAUGGAAGGGAUCACUGGAACAAAAUCCUUGAGCAUGUUCAGCAGAAGAACAUUGUUUUUACUACUCACCAGAUUUACACUGACGAUCUAGUGAAAAGAAUCGCCAAAGGAUGUUGUCACGUGUUCAACGAGCAAAAACGGGAAGACGACUACAUGUUGUUCUUUGGUCAGUGUUUUGUGAAAUUCUUUAAUCACUGUGGAUAUGACCAAAUUGUUCGUCUUCAAGGACGUCACUUCCGCGAUUUCUUACACGGUAUUGACAACCUUCACGAGAUGAUGCGGUAUAGCUACCCUCGGAUGGUUAGUCCGUCCUUCCUCGUCCAGUCGGAGGACCGAUACGGCUGUGUUUUAAGUUACCGCUCUAAACGAACUGGAUUUAAGAACUACGUAGCAGGACAGUUAGCACAGUGUGCCAAAAUGUUUUACGACAUUGACAUAGAACUCGAGAUCUUGUUGGAGGAACUUCUGACUACCGGAUGCAAUGUGACGUUUAGGAUUAACUUCGACAAUUCUGCCUACUGUACUCCUUUGCAAGCUUCGGUCCUCAACAAUUUCUUUGACGACAUCGAAUACAUUUCAAACGAACUAUUCUUCAAGGUUUUCCCGUUCAGCAUUGUGUUCAAUAAAGACAUGGUCGUGACAAUGACGGGAGACAGAAUGUCCAAAUGGCUAGAUACCAACGAUUUGAUCGGCUCUUACAUCGAUGUUCGAUUCAAACUCAGACGACCGAUAUUAGAGUUCACCUGGGAGAGUAUUAUCACCCAUCAAACGGUUGUGUUCGAACUUCAAUGUGCCAACCUCACCCCUCGGAGACAUUCCAUUGCUUCAAUUAUGACGUCAUUCAAAGAAAACUUCCUCACUAGUAAACAUAAACUCAUUUUUCGCGGACAGAUGAGGUACAUUCCGUGUUGGGACGCCAUUGCUUUCCUAUGCAACCCACUAGUUGGCUCCCUGGAUGAUAUGAGACGGGUCGGCUUGUACAUUAACGACCUCAACCUCUUUGACUGUAGCAGGGACAUAGUUCUUAAUGGCUGGCAAUAUGCAUCGCAACUGGAAUUCUCCCUAGAACAGCAACAAGACAAGAGCAAGCUGAUAGAGGAGACCAUGGAGAAACAAGAGGAAUGGCGGAACAAGAGCGAGGCACUCCUGUACUCCAUGAUCCCCAGAACUAUAGCGGAGAGACUGAAGCGAGGCGAAGAUCCGGUCAAAACGUGCGAGAUGUUCGAUCAAGUGACGAUAUUAUUUAGUUACAUCGUGGACUUCACCGACAUUUGUGCGGAGGCGUCGGCCAUGCAGAUAGUUAAAUGCAUUAACGCUGUGUUCACUUGUUUUGAUGCCGUGGUCGACAAGUAUGACGUGUUUAAGGUGGAGACGCUAGGGGACGCUGUGUACAUGGUAGCGGGUGGAGUCCCGGACAGGAACGAGAACCACGCGGUCAAUGUGGCGGGGCUCGCCAUAGAACUUGUGGAGAAGGCGGCCAGUCUCACCGACCCCGUUUCCGGGGACAACCUCCAACUCAGGGCCGGUAUGCACACCGGAAGUGUGGUGGGAGGGAUCGUUGGUAAGAGGAUGCCACAGUACUGUCUAUUUGGGGACACGGUAAAUACAGCUUCAAGGAUGCAGUCCUACAGUGAGCCAGGGAGGAUCCAUUUGAGUGAACCGUGCCACGAGUGCCUGAGGGGGAAGGGGUUUACCACUGUCUUUCGUGGAACGCUUAACGUCAAGGGUAAGGGGGAGAUGAAUACUUAUUGGUUGGCGGGUAGAGAUGGAGAAAAAAGAACAAAAGUUAUAUGUGAAUUAUUAAAAACUGAAAAGGCCAAAAAGAUGAAAACACAAUAUCGGUACACCGAUGUAAAACCGUUUUCAUUCUUCCAUGCAAAACUGAGCUCGUUCGACAAUGGAUUUGACCUGCAUGGAAUGCACAAUAUUACGAGUUCUGCUAACUUCUCACUGCUUCAGGCGGCAGCGGAGCAAGACGAGGCUGAUCACAAAGAAUCAAAACCAAAAGCAAAGCCAAAACGUGCGCUCAAAAAGACCAAUUCCAGUUCCUUAGACGCUGUAGCAGAAAAUUCCUCAGAUGAGCAAUCAAACCCACGACCUGUUUUUGUAUGAGAUACAAUAGACAUGUCUGUGUGAAAUACUUUGUAAUCAUGGAUUACAGGGCCUUUAUAUUUCAUAUCAAAGAUUACAUAACGAAGUGAUGGCAGUGACUUGUGCCUUCAGGAAGGACAUUGUGUAUUGAAAAUAAAUUUGUUGGAAUUUUU
Magallana angulata is the source of this 2687-nucleotide messenger RNA. RefSeq names its product soluble guanylate cyclase 88E-like. The record is from RefSeq and is a predicted model, not a curated record. Bases 373 to 2535 code for a protein of 720 amino acids. Gene Ontology annotation, biological process: cGMP biosynthetic process; nitric oxide-cGMP-mediated signaling; response to oxygen levels. The transcript is spliced from 14 exons. Lineage: Eukaryota; Metazoa; Mollusca; Bivalvia; Ostreida; Ostreidae. Gene Ontology annotation, molecular function: oxygen sensor activity; guanylate cyclase activity; heme binding. Gene Ontology annotation, cellular component: guanylate cyclase complex, soluble.